Messenger RNA from Centruroides sculpturatus (bark scorpion), 3142 nucleotides. Its product is annotated as protein phosphatase 1 regulatory subunit 16A-like. The coding region runs from base 411 to 2144 and encodes 577 amino acids. The transcript is spliced from 11 exons. NCBI's taxonomy places the organism in Eukaryota, Metazoa, Arthropoda, Arachnida, Scorpiones, Buthidae. Gene Ontology annotation, cellular component: cytoplasm. Gene Ontology annotation, molecular function: protein binding; phosphatase regulator activity; enzyme inhibitor activity. The record is from RefSeq and is a predicted model, not a curated record.
UCGGACGGGAGAAGCCGCUUCAAUUCUAUUUUAUUUAUUUUUUCUAUCCUUUACCGGAAAAUAAUGGAGAGUGGGAGGAGCGAGAGUUGCGAUGAAUUUUCGGACGGCUUCGAACGCGAUCGAGGCGCAGGCGCGUUGACGAAUCCAAAGGGUUGCGGAGUGCUCGAAUUCUCCACGUAGAAGAGGGGUAGGACGGUCGCGCGCGCGACUCAUGUCCUCCCAUCAGCAUCCGGAUCGUCCGCCGAGGGUCCACCUCCGCCAGCGGAAGGUAGCCACCGGUGCGGAUCCGGACGGGACUACAAGGUCCAAAAUGUCGCCUCCACCGCUUCUUUUCCUGCAAGACUUUUCGGCCGAUUUAGGACCGACCGACGCAACAUCCCGAUAAGACAAUUAGAAGGGACAAGAAGAAAAUGGCGGAGCAUUCGGAACUAGUCGCUGAAUUGGCCAUGCUGGAGAGGAUGACGACUCAGGAGAGGUUGAAACACGCUAGGAAAAGGCGAAUGCAACAGCUUAAAAAAUGGAACCAGAAGGAAAAAGAGAACAACAGCAAGAGGAAGAAGACGGAACACAACCUGAACCGGAAGUCCAGGAGGAACGGGUACAAAGUGCAUUUCGUACCAAGUGUCAUGCUGCUAGAAGCGGCGGCCAGAAACGACGUGGAAGAAGUCCACAGACUGCUGACGUUGGGAGUGAAUCCCGAUUCGACCAACGAAGACGGUCUGACAGCGCUGCAUCAGUGUUGCAUCGACGACAGCGAAGAUAUGAUGAAGUUGCUGCUGGAGUUCGGUGCCAACGUAAACACCAAAGACAGCGAGCAGUGGACGCCUCUGCACGCCGCGGCCACCUGUGGUCAUCUGCACCUUGUCAAGUACCUCAUAAGCAAGGGAGCCGAUUUAUUGGCAGUCAAUGCCGAUGGAAACAUGCCCUACGACAUCUGCGAGGACGAUGCUACUCUGGACUACAUCGAGUCGGAAAUGGCCAAGAGAGGAGUAACUCAGGAAAUGAUCGAUCAAACUCGAGCCUCUACCGAGCGCAGGAUGUUGGAAGAUCUGGAGUGGAUCGUGGAGAACGGAGGUGACAUAGAAUAUAAAGAUAAUCAGGGAGCCACUCCGCUGCACGUAGCGGCUGCCAACGGGUAUCUAUCGGUGGUGGAGUAUCUAUUAGAGAACAACGUAUCUACGGAGGUGGUGGAUGACGAUCUGUGGCAACCCAUCCACGCUGCUGCCUGCUGGGGACAUGUAAGCUUGCCCGAUGUUAUAGAACUGUUGGUUCAGUUCGGCGCCGAUCUGAAUGCGAAGACCAAGAAUGGAGAAUCACCUUACGACAUUUGUGAAGAUCUGGAAUUGAAAGAGAGAAUCCUGCAGUUAAAAAGUGAAAUGGAGACUAACGAUGGUACUCCUCGUCAUAAACUACGAAGAACUCACAGUCAGAACACUCGCAGCAGUCAGUCGAUAAGAAGGACGAGCAUCAGGGAAAAAACGGAAAUAUCCAGGAGGGAAGCCAUGGAAGAGGCCAAAUUAUGGCAAGGAAAGCAAGAAUCCUCGAAUAACGAGGAAGACGACGAGAUCAAACAGAAGCAAGACUGCAAAGAGUACGAGAAAGAAACAUCAAAUUCUAGUGACCUCAACGCACUUUUGAGCAAGGACACGUUACAGAGGUUGAAGCACAAAACGAUGGAAAUCAAAGACUGCGUCUACGGAGACCAAAGUGAUUACAAAUCAAAAAAACUGCAUUCUCUGUCGAAAAUCGUUCCUCAAAAUUCUCUGGAACCAAAGAAGGAUCAUUCGGAUACCCAAGUGACCGUAACCGAUUCGAGACUGUUACCUGUGGAUACCUCUCCCUCGGAAUCGGUUAAGGUGGAGAUACACGUGACUGUUAACACCAGCCCCAGUUACGCGCCUAGUCCCGGAACUCUGGCAGAUCUGAAGAGGCAUAGAGCCGACAUUCGCAAUAGAAACAGUGCAAAUCUAUCGUCUCAGCAGGACCUGAACGGUAAAAUAACCAGCCGUAACGGACGUCAUUUCAGUGCCACUUACACCUAUCAGACUCCACCUUCGCCCACCACUUCGCUACGCAAAUACAGAAGCGAUCCCUCGGAGAUCGUGGGAGAUCCUCAAAAGCACGGUUGCUGCACGCUGAUGUGAUAAAAGAUUUAAAAUAUUCACUCAAAUUAUAAGGAAGAUGGGGGAGCGCAAGACGUUAUCUCAUGAUAUCAAAUUUUAACACGUUAGAACCUUUCUGUGUGACCUAGAUAAUUGCGGGAGCGCAUUGAAGAUGGGAUAUCUCGUAUUCAUUGUACCCAUUUCACCACGACGCUCGUAAUUUGCGAACGAAAACUUAAACUGAGCUAAUCAAACACUCGUACAAUUAAAAUUCUUGUAAUUUUCCACGCAAAACGGGGACGAUUUUUAUCAAAUAAUGUGAUAUGCAAUACAAAAUUUCAUAUAAUCAACGUUACUAAAAGAUUUACUAGCUAUUUUCUUGUCUCGAUUUUUGCAAACUCGCGCUUCUUUACACAAACACACACAAUCGAAAGAUACCAUCACAUUUAUGAGAUUUCCCAUCUUCUUGUUCGUCUUCCGCUACCCCGUCUCCCCGUAUAUUAAUAUAAACAUAGGGAUCUAUGUGUAUGUAGUAUAAAUCCAACAAAGAAAAAAUACUUUUAAUAUGUAUAAAGCAAAAAAAAUUCCCAUUUAGAACAGUUUGGUACAAAGUAAACGUUAUUCUGUCUGUGCAAUAUAUCUAGCCGAAUUAUUUAAUAAAUUACGGACGGGGGUCGAAAACUUUUAUUUUGGCUACAAGGCUUCAAAGCUAUAACGAUUGUAAAUGGCAAAUUAUUGAUUUUAAAGAUUGUGCAAAUACGAGAAAUAUUUUUAUGAGAUCAAAAAAAAGGUAAAUAUUUUUUAAAAAAUGUAAGAGAAAAAGGUUAAUUCCAGACAGGGCCUAUUCAGAAUUUCAAAAAAAUAAAUAAUAAUAUAUAUGCAAUGCUUCUUACUAAUUCUGCACCGAAUCGUCUUAAGAAUUGAAAAUUUGUGGGUCCAUCUGUCAAUUUGUUCUUUUUUCUCUCUGCUUGUAGCAUUGUUUGGUAACUAAACCUUAUUGUAUCAUACAUAAAAACUACUUUUAUAUAUAUUAAAAAAAA